Messenger RNA from Penicillium digitatum Pd1, 906 nucleotides. RefSeq lists its product as uncharacterized. NCBI's taxonomy places the organism in Eukaryota, Fungi, Ascomycota, Eurotiomycetes, Eurotiales, Aspergillaceae. The record is from RefSeq and is a predicted model, not a curated record.
AUGGCUGAAGGUGGGAGCGUCCCCGGUUGGGAACAGUAUUCAUCGCAUAACCAAAUCACCCGCUCUGCUGCCUCGCAAAUUGGACAUCCAGAUGCCGCGGCUCUCGCUCACCUUUCACGUGCAGUCUAUAUCCCUCGUCACGACAGAAACGCAACUCACCUGGCCAUCCAUGACAUCAGCACCCGGUAUGCAGCUGCGAAGGGCACACUCCCCAUCGGUUGUACCAAGUAUGCGGUAGCCAUAGGAGUCAUGCCGAAACCGCAGGGUGGUGAACCAGAUGAUACGACCGUCUUGUACGAUGUGAAUUUUAAUCAUGAAAAAGAAGAAGAAGCGGUGGUAGGAUUGGUGAGAGGCCGAAAAUCGUCAUCUCCGUCUUCUGGGGUAAAAUUGGAAAUUUCUCCCACCGAGGAGGAAGCAGCCGUCUUGACGACAAAUGGCGCAGAUGAAAGUGAGAUAAUACUCGACGUCACAUACCCCAUUCCCCCCUCAUCAACCCGCAACGGCAUCGUGAAGCACCCCUAUUUCACCUUCCGUGUCCCAGAUGCCGACGUUGGAUCAACAACCUACCAAUGGCAGAUUCACCCCAGCCGGAUCGGGCGCCUACGGUAUACACUUGUCCACCGCCCGGCCCCACAGGAGAAGCAGCAAGAACCCAGCGAUGCCGAUAUCCAGGCCGUAUACUACCACAUCGGACUCGACGACUCGUUGUACCUACCGCACAGCGAGGGCCUUCUGCUUCUUCCUGCUGGUCGGAGCUCCAUUGGAGAAAGCAUCGUGGUGAGUAGUGCGCUGGGGAUGCUAUGGCGGCUGCGAGAGCUUCACAGGGGAAAGGGUAAACUUGUGAAGGCAGGAGAGAAGAAAUCGCGGUUGGGCUCGGUCAAGCGACUUUUUGGGAGUAAGGAGUAA